Messenger RNA from Coregonus sp. 'balchen', 16781 nucleotides. Lineage: Eukaryota; Metazoa; Chordata; Actinopteri; Salmoniformes; Salmonidae. The record is from the annotation of a GenBank genome assembly.
AUGCUUGGUGAGGGACCAGUGCAGAUGGUAGAGAGGGAAUACUUUCUCCUGCUCUGAACGGGGCUCUCAAACUCAGACAAUAAAGCCAAGCCUCCAUUUUCAACAGAAACACUGUUGUUGUUUUUUAUUUAUUUAUCACAUUGUCUAAAUAGCCACAAUGCCAAGUCGUCGUAGUCAAUGUAUUUUAUUACUGAAAAAAUAGCUGAUUUGUCUGAAAUGCCUGCCUUAUUGUUGAACAUGAACCAACCAACUCCCUCCGUCCCACCACAUGGGUUGGGGGGGGGUAGGGGGGGUUACACAGUACAGCAGCAGGUAUUCAUAACCAUGUGUAGCAGAAACAAGGAUGUGGCUUUUGAAAUAGUACAGGUACCGUGAGUUCAGGAAGUAUUCACAUCCCUUGACUUAUUCAUGUUGAUGUGUUACAGCCUGAAUUUAAAAUGGAUUAAAUUGAGAUUUUGUGACACACAAUAACAUAAUAAAGUAUUAAUAAAUAAUGUAAAAGUGGAAUUCUGUAUUUCUUUAGUUUCUUUAAUGAAAAAUGAAAAGCUGAAAUAUGUUGAGUCAAUAAAUAUUCAACCCCUUUGCUAUGGAAAGCCUAAAUAAGUUCAGGAGUAAAAAUGUGCUUAACGGCCUCCCGAGUGGCUCAGUGGUCUAAGGCACUGCAUCGCAGUGCUAGAGGCGUCAUUACAGACCCGGUUCUAUCCCAGGCUGUGUUGCAGCCGGCCGUGACCGGGAGACCCAUGAGGUGGGGCACAAUUGGCCCAGCGUCGUCCGGGUUAGGGGAGGGUUUGGCCGGCCGGGAUGUCCUUGUCCCAUUGUGCUCUAGCGACUCCUUGUGGCGGGCUGGGCGCAUGCAAACUGACUUUGUACAUUGUUUUCUCUGACACAUUGGUGUGGAUGACUUCCGGGUUAAGCGGGCAGUGCGGCUUGGCAGGGUUGUGUUUCGGAGGACGCGUGGCUCUCGACCUUCACCUCUCCUGAGUCUGUACGGGGAGUUGCAGCGAUGGGACAAGGCUGUACCUACCAAUUGGGUUAAAAAGUAAUAAAAUAAAUGUGCUUAAUAAGUUGCACUCUGUGUGCAAUAAUAGUGUUUAACAUGAUUUUUGAAUGAGUACCUUCUCUAUGUACCCCACACAUACAAUUAUCUGUAAGGUCCCUCAGUCGAGCUGUGAUUUUCAAACAGAUUCAACCACAAAGACCAGAGGUUUUCCAACGCCUCGCUAAGAAGGGCACCCAUUGGUAGAUUAGUAAAAAUAAUCACACAUUGAAUAUCUCUUUGAGCAUGAUGAAGUUAUUAAUUACAGUUUGGAUGAUGUAUCAAAACACCAAGUCACUACAAAGAUACAGGCGUCCUUCCUAACUCAGUUGCCGGAGAGGAAGGAAACUGCUCAAGGAUUUCACCAUGAUUUUAAAGAAGUUACAGAGUUUAAUGGCUGUGAUAGGAGAAAACUGAGGAUGGAUCAACAACAUUGUAGUUACUCCACAAUACUAACCUAAAUGACAGUGAAAAGAAGGAAGCCUGUACAGAAUAAAUAAGCUUUCAUCAAAUAACAAUCUUGAUUUCUCUCUCCCCCCUCCUCCAUCUCUCUAUUACUCCUUCUCUCUCUCUCCCUCUUCCUGCAUCCCUCUCCACCUCCUCUCUCCCUCCCUCCUUCCCUCCAGACCUGACACGUAGUGCCAGCCUAUCAGAAAAGGAGUUGAAGGAGGCGAGGGUGAGGUCACAGAUCAUUGCGGCCCAGCUGACCGUCCCGUCUGGCUGCUCCAACUCCCGCGGCGUCCAGCUCUUCAACCGCCGCAAGAAGAGGGUCAACGCCUUCACGCUAGAUAGCUGUGGGGAACGAAGGAGGGAAGAGGAGAGAGAGGAGAGAGAAGCGAGAGAAGGAGAUAACAGGAACAACAACCUGACAUGGGAGGAGGAGAAGAGGGGUCCUAGUGAGGGGACAGAGACAGACGGACAACUGAACUGGAAGAACAGCAUCGGGAUAAAACCACCACUCUGGUCGCCACCCUCUGGAAGUGAGGUCACAGGAAGUGACAUCAUGGAGGACCCAGGUAAUGAGCACAUCUACAAGGAAGUGGACGUGAUACAAGAGAGACACUUCCAGCCGGUGAACGAGAGACAAGGGGAGGCGGAAGAGAGGAGUGGAGAGAGAGAAAGAGAGGAGAUAUAUGAGGAUAUUGAGGGUGAAGUGAAGGAUGAGAUUAUACGAGUAAAUGACAACAACACUGGUCCAGUCAGAGAGGAAGUGGGGAUGAAUAGGGGGUCAUACACAUACCCCACAGCUCCCCCUGAGACCCAUAAUGGCUUCCACAGCACCCAGGGCUCUGCUGGAGAGAUCAAAAAUGGCGGGCCAGUUUCUAUGUCCCUGUCCAGACAGACCCCCACCAUCGUCAACCGGACAGCCAGACCCUUCUUCUCCCCACCCACCGUACAGCCCAAGUCCCCAGAGGCAAGGAGUCCCGUCAUGGAUAACAACAUACUCCCAGCCCCCUCCUAUCCUACCCCCACCCUUCCCCCAGCUCCCUCCUACUCCACUCCCCCUCUGCCUCCUUUCACCGCCACUCGCCCUGUCGCCUUCUCUCCUCCUCCCCCUCCUCCCUCAUACUCUAUGCCUCCACUCCCAGCCUUCCCCAUCCAUCCUCCUCCUCCCUCCCAGUCUCUCUCCAGUCCUCCCCCCAUGUCUACCGUCAUGUUUCCUAGGUCUACACCCGUCCCCCAGUACAACCCUCCUCCUACAGCUGCCCCAGUGCCCCAGUAUCUACCCCCCAACCCUCCUGUCACCCGAUACAUCCCUCCUCCAACCUCCCCUAGACCCAACACCUUUGUCCCCUUCACCCCUCAGCCUAUUGGCCAACAGAACCAGCAGCAGCCAAUCAAAACGGGCAUCCUGGAGGAAGGGGCGGCGGCCAUCAGACGAUCGUCGACAGCCAGGAAGUCCAUGUUCACCUUUAAGGAGAAGCCUGUCAUGGCACCCAACCCUGAACUCCUCUCCCUGGUCCAGGGGAAUGAUGAUAGGAAGAAGCACGGCCUCCGCUCCGUUCCCGACCCAGCCCCAGAGGAGGAGCUGCUGGCUCUGGGGGCCGAGGCCUCUAACUUCCUAGCCAGGGAAGAGUUGAAGGCGGAGGCUGCCAAGGUGCCGGAGUGGUCCUCCUGUCUCAAGAGCUCCAGGACCAGGGAGCCCAGAGGGCAGCACCAGCCAGAGCAGACCCUGACCAACGCAUCAGGGAAGGGGGCCGAGCUGUUCGCGAAGCGCCAGUCCAGGAUGGAGAAGUACGUAGUGGAGAAUCAGAAUGUCUCCGGUGGUGGAGGUGGUCAGAUGAGGUCUCCGUCUCCAACCGCGUCUCUGCCACCGUCUUGGGUCUACCCAUCUAAUAUGCCUGGCCGGGUCAAAGCUAUCGCUAACAACACUGACCUCAGCGCCAGGCUGACCCAGACCCUCCAGACCCCUCAGCCUGGGAACAGGAGGCCCAGCCAGCAGGCUCCAACCCCGGCCCCGGUCCCCGAGGAACCACCCCUGGAGAACGGCUGCACCAAGAUAGAGAUGGACCUCUCCAGGCACCAGCCCUACCAGCUCAACUCCUCCCUGUUCAUCUUCAACCCAGUCCAGGACUCUACCAGCACCCUGCUGAGCGCUCUGCCCCGGGGGGCCCCGCCAACACCCAAACCCCUGGUCUCAUCUGAGGCUUACUCCAGGCAGGCCUCCCUGCCCUCCUCCAACCCUCCAUCACACAACUACAACAGCCUGCCCCGCUUCAGGCCUACCCAGUCCCCAUCACUUCAGCCCCCAUCAGGAGGAAUUGGAGGUGGGGAUUACUAUCCUCCACAACACGGGGGGACUCCACAGCUGAGGGACCCCAGGAUCACCUCUCCUGUCUCUGCCUUCUCUCCGGAGAGAGUCGCCUCUCCUCGGUCGGGCGUCCAGGCACCCAGACCCACCUUCUCUACCAAGAGGGCAGGGAUCGAACCCCAGGUGUGGAGGCCUUCUUUCUUCUUCUACCGAUAGAUCUACUCUGUUUCUACUCUGCUUUUACUCUGUUCUACUCUUCCUGUUAACACGACCAAAGUACAACAGAUAGACAGACAGGAAUAGCCUUAUUUUAACAUAUUGCACACACCAGACACUGGAUACACACACUAGAUUUAUUGGAUACCUAGAUACUACAGGUUUAGACGUCACUGUUGAUGUUAUUUCACAGUACAAAGCUCAACAUAGAUUAUUUUUCUACACACAAAGCCAAAUAUUUGGUUGGAGUUCCUUGUGGAAUCUUGAUUUCAUGGUUUGAAUUUAUGCUGCUUCAUUAGUGGUUAAAGAAAACAAGUCUGCUAUGCAACUGACAAACACCCUCUGUAUGCUAUAGAUCCAGAGAUCAAAUCCCAAAAGAACAUUAUUUAAUGUCAGUUAACAUUUUAGUCAUUUAGCAGACACUCUUAUCCAGAGCGACUUACAAGAGCAAUUAGGGUUAAGUGCCUUGCUUAAGGGCACAUCGACAGAUUUUACAUCUAGUCGGCUCGGGGAUUAGAACCAGCAACCUUUCGGUUACUGGCACAACGCUCUUACCCACUAAGCUACCUGCCGCCCAGUUAACAGAGGAAUAUUUGCGAAAUAGUACCAAAAUAUAAAAACCAGUAAGUGGAAAAGCCCCAUAUUCUGUCAGCUCCUAAAUAACUUUGGGAUGAGAAAUCGGUUCACACUUUUUCCAGUGUUUUUCCCAUCUAAGUCUCCAGAAAGCCUUGAGAGCGAGAGACACAAAGCGCUUUAACAGAUGCUCUGGCGUCUAUUUUAUGAUCUAUGAUUUGUAAUUUAAUACAAGCUUACAGACAUGAAAGUAUCAGGCAGGGAACUCCCUUAAUGUCUCUGUCUCUACAGGGGAAUAUAGACUGACUGAUGUUUGAAAUGGCACCCUAUUCCCUAUAUAGUACACUACCAGAGCCCAUAGGGUGCUGGUCAAAAGUAGUGCACUAUAUAGGAAAUAGGGUGCCAGUUGGGACAUAACCCUAGACUUCUGUUUCUCAGUUUCUCUGCCCUUUAGUUCGAGAACUACCACAUGAUAUAUACUACUACCACUGUCCUGUGAGCCCUGGCUCUGAGGCCAUUGAUGUCAGUCAUUUACAGACAGCACUGCUGCAUGCCAUUUGACGUAAUGUAACUUCUAUGGUUUUUACGACUCGACUGAUUUAUACGUGAAAAUAUAACUCUGAGUGUUUUUUUUUUUUAGAUUCACAAUGUUGAUCACUAAACCAGCUAGCUGACAACAAGGACUAUGGUUUCUUUGUUCCUCUUUUCUUUUAUGCACCGAUUUCUGUUUUCCAAUUCUGUUUCUGUAUCUAUAAACUUAUCUUUUCUGUUGGACUGUUUAUAUUUUUCUGUUGGACUGUUUCUGUUUCUCUCCUGAUUAAAGCUUCAUCCUUUCUUCUUUUGUUUGUUUUUCUACCUUUCCUUCUGUUUCCCCACUCAUCUACUUUUAUAGUACCUUAAACGUUCUGUUCUUUAGCUGCCCUGACUUUUCUAUUGUCAUAGUUUAAUGAAGCGUAUAGUGCAUUGAACAAAUGUAUAUCUCUGCAGGAAAACAUUUGAAAGCAGUUAAUAGACACGGUACAAAUGUAUAUUCCUGAAGGCUAACACCCAGUUUAAAACACAAAGAGCCGGCAGAGUAUACAACAGUUGCAUACAUCAAUGCAACACCAACAAUCAGCCUUUUUUAAGAAGUAACAGUUUUAAAAGAUUCUCCCUGAAGGGAAAGGAAACACCCUGUACAAUAUGAGUGAUUACACUGCAUUCCACAACCAGUUUUUUGUGUAGGAAGGGUCUUAGCUUUCUAAAAGCCCCAGAAGGUUAAAAGCAUUCAGACAAAUGGUCCCAUGGCCCCUACCUUCAAAAGGAUGGUAUGACCCACUGGCCUUUCUCGUCUAGCAUGAAAACAUUCCAGGCUCAAGGUACAAGUUACCCUUAGCAUGACCUAGUGAGAUAUACAAGACGGAGGCUCAAUCAAGUCUUGACUACUUUCUUAUGGCAUUCUCACUGGAACCUACAGUUUAAAAGGUGUUGAUAGGGGACAGAAUGCGGUCGGACCAUCAAAUAAUUGGCAUAUACAUUACUCUUACAGAAUCUCCACGUGGGCGAGGAUAUUGGAAAUGUAAUCAAAGCCUAUUGGAUGACAACUAGGACAGAAUAAUUUAUAACAUUUUACUACACAACAUUGGUACAGCAGAUCCCUUUAUUGUAUGGGACGCUUUUAAUUGUGCCUUUAGAGGCCAAGCAAAUCAAUACUUAUCUUUAAAACAAAAGCAAUUUAGGUCAAAAUAAUUCAUAUUAACAUAGGAAAUAGAGGGACUAACAGUAAAGAUAGAUAGCAAUAAAACUGUACCAUAGAGGCACAGAAUACGUUAGAGGAAAGAAAAUAAAAAAAUGUUUAUUCAAGAAAGAUCAAGUGUAAUGGAUGGAAUAUGGGGGAAAAUGCACCACAUUCUUUUUUAAAUCUUCAACAUAGAAAUGCUACCAAAAAGAAUUUACUGAAACUUGUUACAAAAUGACGGAGUCACCCAUGAUUCAGCAAACAAUAUUUUGAAAGAGGAAGCAAAGUACUUUAAGCCUAUGUUUUCGUUUCAGUCUCCUCCGUCUCCACUAACCGAAGUUAAUUGUAAGGAUUUUUUUUCCUAUUAAUAAUGUAAAAUUAACAGCUGUACAGAAAGACUAAUGUGAAGGCUAAAUUACACAGGAGAAACUACAGUAUGUAUAUAUGGCAAGUAGAAAUCAAAACUGGAUCAAAACUGGAUAGUGUUCAGAGAUCUAUGGGAGGGGUUGAGUGGAGCUGAUUAUUGUAAAAUAUACUGUGUCCGUAAAAUGUAAAUACACUGAACAAAAAUAUAAAUGUAACAUGCAACAAUUUCAAAGAUUUUACUUUUAUUUUAGUUACAGUUCAUUUAAGGAAAUCAAUCAAUUGAAAUCAAUUCAUUAGGCCCUAAUCUACAGAUUUCAUAUGACUGGGUAUACAGAUAUGCAUCUGUUGGUCACAGAGACGUUUUUUUUUAAAAGGGUAGGGGCGUGGAUCAGAAAACCAGUCAGUGUCUGGUGUGACCACCAUUUGCCUCAUGCAGUGCGACAUCUCCUUCACUUAGAGUUGAUAAGGCUGUUGAUUGUGGCCUGUGGAAUGUUGUCCCACUCCUCUUCAAUGGCUGUGCGAAGUUGCUGGAUAUGGGCAGGAACUGGAACACACUGUCGUACACAUCGAUCCAGGGCAUCCCAAACAUGCUUAAUGGGUGACAUGUCUGGUGAGUAUGCAGGCCAUGGAAGAACUGGGACAUUUUCAGCUUUCAGGAAUUGUGUACAGAUCCUUGUGACAUGGGGCUGUGCAUUAUCAUGCUGAAACAUGAGGUGAUGGCGGCGGAUGAAUGGCCUGACAAUGGGCCUCAGGAUCUUGUCACGGUAUCUCUGUGCAUUCAAAUUGCCAUCGAUAAAAUGCAAUUGUGUUCAUUGUCCGUAGCUUAUGCCUGCCCAUAUCAUAAUCCCACCACCACCAUGGGGCACUCUGUUCACAACUUUGACAUCAACAAACCGCUCGCCCACACCACGCCAUACACGCUGUCCGCCACCUGUGUAAUGAUCAUGCUGUUUAAUCAGCUUCUUGAUAUGCCACACCUGUCUGGUGGAAGGAUUAUCUUGACAAAGGAGAAAUGCUCACUAACAGGGAUGUAAACAAAUUUGUACACAACAUUUGAGAAAAAUACGCUUUUAUUUCAGCUCAGGGAACAUGGGACCAACACAUUACAUGUUGCGUUUGUAUUUUUGUUCAGGAUAGUAUGUAUAAGCUGAAAGUAGCAGUCUUAAGUUUUGUUGUCCAUUAGUUUACUCUAAUUACGGGAGGGGUGGUAGGGUUAGGGGAAAAUAAUAAAGGAACAUAUAGUUUGGACACACCUAAUCAUUCAAGGGUAUUUUCUACAUUGUAGAAUAAUAGUUAAGACAUCAAAACCAUGAAAUAACACAUAUGGAAUCAUGUAGUACCCAAAAAAGUGUUAAACAAAUCAAAAUAUAUUUUAUAUUCUUCAAAGUAGCCACCCUUUGCCUUGAUGUUAGCUUUGAUCACUCUUGGCAUUCUCUCAACCAGCUUCAUGAGGAAUGCUUUUCCAACAGUCAAAGAAGGAGUUCCGACAUACGCUGAGCACUCGUUGGCUGCUUUUCCUUCACUUUGCGGUCCGACUCAUCCCAAACCAUCUCAAUUGGCUUGAGGUCGGGAUAUUUUGGAGGCCAGGUCAUCUGAUGCAGCACUCCAUCACUCUCCUUCUUGGUCAAAUAGCCCUUACACAGCCUGGAGGUGUGUUCUGGAUCAUUGUCCUGUUGAAAAGCAAAUGAUAGUCCCACUAAGCGCAAACCAGAUGGGAUGGCGUAUCGCUGCAGAAUGCUGUGGUGGCCAUGCUGGUUAAGUGUGCCUUGAAUUCUAAAUAAAUCACAGAUAGUGUCACCAGCAAAGCACCCACACACCAUCACACCUCCUCCUCCAUGCUUCACGGUGGGAACCACACAUGAAGAGAUCAUCCGUUCACCUAUUCUGCAUCUCACAAAAAUCUCAAAUUUGGACUAAUCAGACCAAAGCACAGGUUUCCACCUGAGGCUGGUAACUCUAAUGAACUUAUCCUCUGCAGCAAGAGGUAACUCUGGGUCUUCCAUUCCUGUGGCGGUCCUCAUGAGAGCCAGUUUCAUCAUAGCGCUUGAUAUUUUUUGCGACUGCACUUGAAGAAACUUUGAAAGUUCUUGACAUUUUCUGGAUUGACUGACCUUUAUGACUUAAAGUAAUGAUGGACUGUUGUUUCUAUUUGCUUAUUUGAGCUGUUCUUGCCAUAAUAUGGACUUGGUCUUUUACGAAAUAGGGCUAUCUUCUGUGUACCACCCCUACCUUGUCACAACACAACUGAUUGGCUCAAACGCAUUAAUAAGCAAAGAAAUUCCACUAAUUUACUUUUAACAAGGCACACCUGUUAAUUGAAAUGCAUUCCAGGUGACUACCUCAUGAAGCUGGUUGAGAGAAUGCCAAGAGUGUGCAAAGCUGUCAUCAAGGAAAAGGCUACUGUCACGCCCUGGCUCUGGGACUCUGUUAUGUUGAGCAAGGGUGUGUGGUUUCUAUGUGUUUUGUGUGCUAGGGUGAUUAUCUAGUUCAUUUGUUUCUAUGUUGGCCGGUGUGGUUCUCAAUCAGAGGCAACGUGUAUCAGCUGUUGCUUGUUGUCUCUGAUUGGGAACCAUACUUAGGCAGCCUGUUUUCCACAGUGUGUUGUGGGAUCUUGUUCCGUGUAUGGGUUGUGUCUGUUACUAAGGACUUCACGAAUCGUUUUGUUGUUUUGUUCGUUGUGGUGAAUUAAUAAAUAAGUAUGUUCACUCAUCACGCUGCGCAUUGGUCCACUUCCUCCAGCGAUCGUGACAGCUACUUUGAAGAAUCUCAAAUAUAACAUAUAUUUUGAUUUGUUUAACACUUUUUUUUGGUUACUACAUGAUUCCAUAUGUUUUCUUUUUAUAGUGUUGAUGUCUUCACUAUUAUUCUACAAUGUAGAAAAUAGUAAAAAUAAAGAAAACACUGGAAUGAGUAGGUGUGUCCAAACUUUUGACUGGUACUGUAUAGUGUUUAUAGUAUUUACAAAAAAAUAUAUGUGGGAUUGAAAAUGAUGAAGACAAUUACAUUGAUGGAAGCCACAAUCUUUCUGCAAUAUAUACAAUACAAAUAGUAAAUAAAUAAAAUAAAAUAAAUAGUUACCCUUAGGGACUAGGUACAGAUCCAGGAUCAGCCUACUCUUUCCAAAUCCUAACCUUCACCAUUAUGGAAUAGAACGCAAACUGUAAAAACUGACCUUAGAUCAGUCUAUCCUGUCUAUACACACCAUUCACAUACAUGCAGUGCAUUCGGAAAGUAUUCAGAAUUCUUCCUUUUUUCCCACAUUUUGUUACGUUACGGCCUUAUUCUAAAAUGGAUUAAAUAAAUAAAAAAUCCUCAUCAAUCUACACACAAUACCCCAUAAUGACGAAGCGAAAACAGGUUUUUAGAAAUGUUUGCAAAUAAAAAUAAAUAAAAUACCUUAUUUACAUAAGUAUUCAGACCCUUUGCGAUUAGACUCGAAAUUGAGCUCAGGUGCAUCCUGUUUCCAUUGAUCAUCCUUGAGAUGUUUCUACAACUUGAUUGGAGUCCACCUGUGGUAAAUAAAAUUCAUUGGACAUUAUUUGGAAAGGCACACACCUGCAAAAGUAUUAAUCCCCCAUGGCGUUUUUCCUAUUUUGUUGCAUUAGAACCUGUUAUUUAAAUAGAUUUUUAUUUGGAUUUCAUGUAAUGCAUAUACACAAAAUAGUCCACAUUGGUGAAGUGAAAUGAAAAAAAUAACUUGUUUGUCACGAUCGUCGUUACAGGAAGCGGACCAAAGCGCAGCGUGUUGCACGAACAUGAUGCUUUAUUUAAUUAAAGCGAAACACGAAACAACAAAACAAAUAACGAUUUGUGAAGUCCACAGUGACAAUGACUGACUAGGAACAAAAACCCACAAACACAAGGUGAAAACCGACAGUUUAAAUAUGGCUCCCAAUCAGAGACAACGAGCCAACAGCUGACACUCGUUACCUCUGAUUGGGAGUCACUCAAACAAAGAAAUACAACAACCUAGAACAACCCAACCAAGAAACAGAAACCAAAGAAACGAACACACCCUGGCUCAACAUACAGAGUCCCGGAGCCAGAGCGUGACAGUACCCCCCCCUAAAGGCGCGGACUGCGACCGCGCCUUAACAAAACCCAAACAGGGGAGGGCUGGGUGGGCAUUCCUCCUCGGAGGUGGCUCCGGCUCCGGGCUUGACCACCACCCUUCCACAAUUCCCCCGUAGCGCCCCCGGUCCGGUCUGACCCCGCUGGCUGGAUCUGGACCGAACAUCGACGGAGCGGAUUGCUCAAGCCCCGUUGUGGAGCAGCUGCCCGGUACCUGAUCAGGCACCGGACUGACGACGCGCACCCCUGGCUUGGCGCGUGAGGCAGGAACUGACCGGACCUGGCUGACGAUGCGAACCCCUGGCUUGGUGCGUGGAGCAGCAACGGACCGGACCGGGCUGACGAUACGCACCCCUGGCUUGGUGCGUGGAGCCGGAACGGGCCUCAUCGGACUGACGACUCGCAUCCUUGGCUUGGUGCGAGUAGCAGGAACGGGCUGGACCAGGCUGACGACUCGUACCCCUGGCUUGGUGCGAGUAGCAGGAACGGGCUGGACCAGGCUGACGACUCGCACCCCUGGCUUGGUGCGAGUAGCAGGAACGGGCCGGGCUGGGCUGGCGACGCACACCGUAGGCUUUGUGCGUGGAGCAGGGACAGGCCGGGCUGGGCUGGCGACGCACCCCGUAAGCUUUGUGCGUGGAGCAGGGACAGGCCGGGCUGGGCUGGCGACGCACCCCGUAGGCUUUGUGCGUGGAGCAGGGACAGGCCGGGCUGGGCUGGCGACACACCCCGUAGGCUUUGUGCGUGGAGCAGGGACAGGCCGGGCUGGGCUGGCGACGCACCCAGUAGGCUUUGUGCGUGGAGCAGGGACAGGCCGGGCUGGCGACGCACCCCGUAGGCUUUGUGCGUGGAGCAGGGACAGACCGGGCUGGGCUGGCGACGCACCCCGUAGGUUUGGUGCGUGGAGCAGGAACAGGCCGGGCUGGGCUGGCGACGCACCCCGUAGGUUUGGUGCGUGGAGCAGGAACAGGCCGGGCAGGGCUGUCGACGCACACCGCAGACUUGGUGCGUGGAGCAGGAACAGGCCGGGCAGGGCUGUCGACGCACACCGUAGGUUUGGUGCGUGGAGCAGGAACAGGCCGGGCAGGGCUGUCGACGCACACCGUAGACUUGGUGCGUGGAGCAGGAACAGGCCGGGCAGGGCUGUCGACGCACACCGUAGACUUGGUGCGUGGAGCAGGAACAGGCCGGGCAGGGCUGUCGACGCACACCGUAGGUUUGGUGCGUGGAGCAGGAACAGGCCGGGCAGGACUGGCGACGCACACCGUAGGCUUGGUGCGAGAGGCAGGAACAGGCCGGACCGGGCUGGAGACGCGCACCGUCCAUUUGGUGCGAGGGGCCGUAACAGGCCGGACCGUACUGGGGACACACACCACUGGCUCUACUCCGGGAACUGGAACGGGCCGGACCGGACUGGUAACACACCCCAGUACCUCUCGCCGUGCCUCUAAACCUCCUUUCCCUACUUUGACCAGUGGCCCCCGUAACCUGGUGGCCUUUUGAAUACGCCCCUUCUCUGCCUCCGUCAGCCCCGUCGUCCAUGCCCUGUGCCCCCCCCUAAAAAAUUAUUGGGUGUGCCUCUCGUCCGUCCGACGAUGGCACUGCUGACGCCGCUGCUCCUCUCUCGCCAGGGCCUUGAUCCUACCCCAAGGUCCCUUGCCCCCGAGCAUGUCCUCCCAGGACCACACUUUGCCCACCUGGGCCAUCGCCAGCCUCUCCAUCUCCUUUCCUGGCGCUUCCUCCCAUGACCAGGCUGCCUGCUCCUGGACACGCUGCUUGGUCCUUGUACGGUGGGUUUUUCUGUCACGAACGUCUUGGAAAGGAGUAGACCAAAGCGCAGCGUGUUGCACGAACAUGAUGCUUUAUUUAAUUAAAGCGAAACACGAAACAACAAAACAAAUAAUGAUUCGUGAAGUCCACAGUGACAAUGACUGACUAGGAACAAAAACCCACAAACACAAGGUGAAAACCGACAGUUUAAAUAUGGCUCCCAAUCAGAGACAACGAGCCAACAGCUGACACUCGUUACCUCUGAUUGGGAGUCACUCAAACAAAGAAAUACAACAACCUAGAACAACCCAACCAAGAAACAGAAACCAAAGAAACGAACACACCCUGGCUCAACAUACAGAGUCCCGGAGCCAGAGCGUGACAUUGUUUCAAAAUUUUAUAAAAAAUUAAUAACGGAAAAGUGGUGCGUGCAUAUGUAUUAACCCCCUUUGCUAUGAAGCCCCUAAAUAAGAUCUGGUGCAACAAAUUACCUUCAGAAGUCACAUAAUUAGUUAAAUAAAGUCCAUCUGUUUGCAAUCUAAGUGUCACAUGAUCUGUCACAUGAUCUCAGUAUAUAUAUAUAUAUAUAUAUAUAUAUAUAUAUAUACUUGAAGGAGCUGGAGCAGUUUUGCUAUAUACAGUGGGGGAAAAAAGUAUUUAGUCAGCCACCAAUUGUGCAAGUUCUCCCACUUAAAAAGAUGAGAGAGGCCUGUAAUUUUCAUCAUAGGUACACGUCAACUAUGACAGACAAAAUGAGAAAAAAAAAUCCAGAAAAUCACAUUGUAGGAUUUUUAAUGAAUUUUAUUUGCAAAUUAUGGUGGAAAAUAAGUAUUUGGUCAAUAACAAAAGUUUCUCAAUACUUUGUUAUAUACCCUUUGUUGGCAAUGACACAGGUCAAACGUUUUCUGUAAGUCUUCACAAGGUUUUCACACACUGUUGCUGGUAUUUUGGCCCAUUCCUCCAUGCAGAUCUCCUCUAGAGCAGUGAUGUUUUGGGGCUGUCGCUGGGCAACACAGACUUUCAACUCCCUCCAAAGAUUUUCUAUGGGAUUGAGAUCUGGAGACUGGCUAGGCCACUCCAGGACCUUGAAAUGCUUCUUACGAAGCCACUCCUUCGUUGCCCGGGCGGUGUGUUUGGGAUCAUUGUCAUGCUGAAAGACCCAGCCACGUUUCAUCUUCAAUGCCCUUGCUGAUGGAAGGAGGUUUUCACUCAAAAUCUCACGAUACAUGGCCCCAUUCAUUCUUUCCUUUACACGGAUCAGUCGUCCUGGUCCCUUUGCAGAAAAACAGCCCCAAAGCAUGAUGUUUCCACCCCCAUGCUUCACAGUAGGUAUGGUGUUCUUUAUAUGCAACUCAGCAUUCUUUGUCCUCCAAACACGACGAGUUGAGUUUUUACCAAAAAGUUAUAUUUUGGUUUCAUCUGACCAUAUGACAUUCUCCCAAUCCUCUUCUGGAUCAUCCAAAUGCACUCUAGCAAACUUCAGACGGGUUGGGGGGUGAAUAGUUAUGCACGCUCAAGUUUUCAGGUUUUUUGUUAUAUUUCUUGCUUGUUUCACAAAAUAAAUUAUAUUUUGCUUCUUCAAAGUGUUAGGCAUGUUGUGGAAAUCAAAUGAUACAAACCCCCCAAAAAUAUAUUUUAAUUCCAGGUUAUAAGGCAACAAAAUAGGACAAAUGGCAAGGGGGGUGAAAACUUUAGCAAGCCACUGUAUGGAGAAGACAGGAUUGUGUGGAGGAACAGAUCUGGGGAAGGGUACCAAAAAAUGUCUGCAGCAUUGAAGGUCUCCAAGAACACAGUGGCCUCAUCAUUCAUAAAUGGAAGAAGUUUGGAACAUCAAGACUCUUCCUAGAGCUGGCCGCCCGGCCAAACUGAGCAAUCGGGGGGGAAGGGCCUUGGUCAGGGAGGUGACCAAGAACCCGAUGGUCACUCUGACAGAGCUCCAGAGUUCCUCUGUGGAGAUGGGAGAACCUUCCAGAAGGACAACCAUCUCUGCAGCACUCCACCAAUUAGGCCUUUAUGGCAGAGUGGCCAGAUGAAAGCCACUCUUCAGUAAAAGGCACAUGACAGCCCACUUGGAGUUUGCCAAAAGGCACCCUAAGGACUCUCAGACCAUGAGAAAGCUUCUCUGGUCUGAUGAAACCAAGAUUUGUCCUGAAUGCCAAGCGUCACAUCUGGAAGAAACCUGGCACCAUCCCAAUGGUGAAGCAUGGUGGUGGCAGCAUCAUGCUGUGGGGAUGUUUUUCAGCGGCAGGGACCGGGAGACUAGUCAGGAUUGAGGGAACGAUGAACGGAGCAAAGUACAGAGAGAUCCUUGAUGAAAACCUGCUCCAGAGCGCUCAGGACCUCAGACUGGGGCGAAGGUGCACCUUCCAACAGGACAACGACCUAAAGCACACAGCCAAGACAACGCAGGAGUGGCUUCGGGACAAGUCUCUGAAUGUCCUUGAGUGGCCCAGCCAGAGCCCGGACUUGAACCCGAUCGAACAUCUCUGGAGAGACCUGAAAAUAGCUGUGCAGCGACGCUCCCCAUCCAACCUGACAGAGGUUGAGAGGAUCUGCAGAGAAGAAUGGGAGAAACUCCCCAAAUACAGGUGUGCCAAGCUUGUAGCGUCAUACCCAAGAAGACUCAAGGCUGUAAUCACUGCCAAAGGUGCUUCAACCAAGUACUGAGUAAAGGGUCUGAAUACUUAUGUAAAUGUGAUAUUUCCAUUAUUAUUAUUAUUUAUUUUUUUGCAAAGGUUUCUACAAACCUGUUGUUGCUUUGUCAUUAUGGGGCAUUGUGUAUAGAUUGAUGAGGAAAAAAAUAAUUGAAUCAAUUUUGGAAUAAGGCUGUAACGUAACGAAAUGUGGAAAAAGUCAAGGGGUCUGAAUACGAAUGCGCUGUAUAGAUGUAUUUAUAUUCUGGACUCUGACAUUGCUCUUUCUGAUAUGUCUUAAUUUCUUGUUCUUCUUUUUUUAAAUGUUUGGAUAAUGUGUGUAUUGUUAUUGUGUUGCUAGAUAUUGCUGCACUGUUGGAGCUAGAGACAUAAGCAUUUCGCUGCACCUACGAUAACAUCUUCAAAACUGUGUACGCGACCAAUAAACUUUGAUUCAAUUUUAUUUGUAUCGGGGGUAACUUCAGAGUGACACUGGUUCAAUAAUAAUAAAGCUCCCCAAUAGCCUCGGCAGGGUAACAGCAAAUCCUGAAAACUUUUGCUCAAGGUACAUGUUGUCCUUAGGGCCUGAUAGGCACAGAUAUAGGAUUAGCCUGGCCAAGCCAAAUACUAAAUGGAACCAGUAGGGGGUGAAAAGCACAAAACUGACCUCAGAUCAGUGUCGUACUCUGAAUCUGAUCAACACUAGUUCAAGGUGAAAAGAAAGCUCGCCAGGAUUCUUUGCCGGGUAUCAGCAAAGCCUGUAUCAAGAGCUUAACAUUAUAAGAAACUCUCUUGUAACAGCAGACCUACCAAGCUCUUCAGGAGUCUAGGGAACAGCAGACCUACCAAGCUCUUCAGGAGUCUAGGGAACAGCAGACCUACCAAGCUCUUCAGGAGUCUAGGGAACAGCAGACCUACCAAGCUCUUCAGGAGCCUAGGGAACAGCAGACCUACCAAGCUCUUCAGGAGUCUAGGGAACAGCAGACCUACCAAGCUCUUCAGGAGUCUAGGGAACAGCAGACCUACCAAGCUCUUCAGGAGUCUAGGGAACAGCGGACCUACCAAGCUCUUCAGGAGUCUAGGGAACAGCAGACCUACCAAGCUCUUCAGGAGUCUAGGGAACAGCGGACCUACCAAGCUCUUCAGGAGUCUAGGGAACAGCAGACCUACCAAGCUCUUCAGGAGUCUAGGGAACAGCAGACCUACCAAGCUCUUCAGGAGUCUAGGGAACAGCAGACCUACCAAGCUCUUCAGGAGCCUAGGGAACAGUGGAUCUACCAAGCUCUUCAGGAGUCUAGGGAACAGCAGACCUACCAAGCUCUUCAGGAGUCUAGGGAACAGCAGACCUACCAAGCUCUUCAGGAGUCUAGGGAACAGCAGACCUACCAAGCUCUUCAGGAGUCUAGGGAACAGCAGACCUACCAAGCUCUUCAGGAGUCUAGGGAACAGCAGACCUACCAAGCUCUUCAGGAGUCUAGGGAACAGCAGAUCCACAGUGCCAAGCUCUUCAGAAGCCUAGGGAACAGCAGACCUACCAAGCUCUUCAGGAGUCUAGGGAACAGCAGACCUACCAAGCUCUUCAGGAGUCUAGGGAACAGUGGAUCUACCAAGCUCUUCAGGAGCCUAGGGAACAGCAGAUCCCCAUAA